CGGAUGAGGGCGGAGGUGGAGGGAACGGAACGAUGGUGGGGAUUGAAGGGUUGGUGGAUAUGGCGGUAGAGGUGGUAGGAGUGGAGAAGGUCGGCGGGGGGGUGUUGCUAGAGGCGGCCGUGGAGGAGGGAGUGUUUUGCGUUGUGGAGGUUGGAGUGGUUUGCACUGUGGAGGUUGGAGCGGUUUGCACUGUGGGGGUUGGAGUGGUUUGCGCGGUGGUGACGACCGUGAUGGAGGGGGUGGUCCCUUCGAGCGUGGUGACACGGUCGCAUAAGGACGACACGCUGGCCUUUAUGUCGUUGAGAGAGGCGGUGACGAAGGUUUGGAAGGUGUUGAGUGCGUGGAGGACGGCAGAAAGGUCGGAGGUGGCGGUGUUUGCUGGUGGUUGUUCGCCUGCGAGGUUGCGGGCGAUGCUAUCGACUGAGUCGAUGCGGAUGUCAGACAUGUUGAUGGAGGAUGCGGCCAUGUCGGGGGAAGAGGGGGUGGAGGACGUAGCCUGAGCGGGUGUGGAGGAUGCAGCAGCAUCGGCGAAGGCGGCGCGAUGGGAGUUCUUGGUUUGGCGUGGUGGCAUGUGGAGGGGGGGGGGGAAUCCCUUAUUUAGUUAUUAAUAAAAUCAAAGAUAAAGAUAAUCCCCAAUUUUUUUUUAUUUUUUUUCCAAAAAUAAACGCUGAACAGAAAGAGUUAAUUAAUUUCGAGAAAAUAAAUUCUGAUGUAGAUUUAAAUUUAUUUACAAGAAAACGUGAAAUUACAAAAGAAAAUAUUUUCGAAUUACGGGGGAAAAAUGAAUAAAUUCUGAAAAGAAUU
Molecule: messenger RNA, 804 nt
Organism: Chara braunii
Lineage: Eukaryota; Viridiplantae; Streptophyta; Charophyceae; Charales; Characeae
Source: the annotation of a GenBank genome assembly